Molecule: messenger RNA, 4234 nt
Organism: Scophthalmus maximus (turbot)
Lineage: Eukaryota; Metazoa; Chordata; Actinopteri; Pleuronectiformes; Scophthalmidae
Gene: wnt5a
Product: wingless-type MMTV integration site family, member 5a
Exons: 5
Coding region: 1598-2734 (378 amino acids)
Biological process (GO): canonical Wnt signaling pathway; neuron differentiation; cell fate commitment
Cellular component (GO): extracellular region
Molecular function (GO): cytokine activity; frizzled binding
Source: RefSeq, a predicted model, not a curated record
AGUUGGAUAAUGCUCUUUGUGCUGCUUCUCCACUUCAACUCCUUGUACCUGGCUCCCUCUCCUGGUUUUGUUUAACAUCAGGGGGCAGGCAGACAAAAGACACUCAUCGGUUUGCUCCAUAAAAUGCAGAUAAUAUUUUAUAGAAUUUGUUAGUGAAUGACCUUUAUAAUUUUCAUUCAGUUGCUCUAUUAAUUGAAUGCUGUAAUUUUGUUGCACCCAGACAUCCACUUUCAAUUCAUUGUCAGCACAUUAGCCAAGAGGCGUCAAGAUACAGGCCACACUACAAACAUCAUCGUUUUAAAAAUUGGCCCAUGUCACUCAUGAAAAGUUGCCAUAAUUUUCACAAUAAUUUGUUGCUGAAAUUAUUUAGAUACUCUCAUAUUUUUAUUGGAAUAAUGUUUUAACUAGUUUGGUCAUAGGUUCAAGACAGAUAAAAUAAAAAAAAUAAUAAAAAAAAAUAGAAAACAUAAGACCAAAAUUGACGGUGAAUUUCUUCCAGACAUGUUUCACAUUUUAAAAGAACCGGUGUACGCUGCGUAUUUAUCUGAUCCCUUUACAGCUUCGAUCGUAAUGGGUUUAGUCCUUUAGGAAUUGACUCUUAAAUGAUCCGGUGCAAAACAGCAGCGAUGGAUGUGCGUUAUCAUUUUUGACUAAAAGGUAUUUCUAGUUGUUCUCGUCCUGCAAUUUGCUCAAUGCGAUGCCACUUUCCCCGACGAGAAUCCGCCGGACAGUCAUCAGUCAUCCGCUCGGGUCCUGUUCGAAUGCUCCACUCCGGUCCAGUCGUUUCCAGGGGUCACGGGGCGCAGGGUUUACGCAGCCUUGGAGAGGAGAUGCCAAAUGCACGGUUUCGGAUUUGGAGUUAGACGAAAUUAUGAGUUGAAUAGCUGCAACCAACUGAGACGAAUACAACAGCGUUAUGAGAUUUUAAAUUUAUUGUGAAUGGACUCCUCUCUUUUGAAACGCAAUCCUCAGUUCUUUCCUCUGAUUGGCUGGGAGCCAUUAGACAACUGCAAGCACCUGUGCCCGUCGUGAUUCGUGACAGCUCGUUUUUAGGCACGAAUAGCGCCAAAUAUGGCAACUUCAGUUUGGCGCAAAACCACUGUGAAAUUGUCGCUCUUCAUUAUCCGUGAAUUGCAAUAUGUGUUCGGGUCCUGGCAGGCCAGACGAACUCCAAACUCUGGUUUUUAGAAAACGGUGUAAAAAAAAAACAAACAAAAAAAAAAAAACCCAACCCACCGCCCUCUGAGGACGGUGCGCUUUAAUUCAUCUGGAUGAAGUGCAAGGGGAACAUAACAUAACCUCCUCCCCAAACUAUUACACUGAGGCAGCGCGCAAAAUGAAAGCACAUGCUCGUAUGUGUGCGCGCGCGCAUGUGUGUGAGUAGGUGCGCGCGCCCGGGCGCUGGGUGAAUGCUGGUGAACUUGGCCUCGUCUUUAAUGAGUAUUAGGCAGGGCCCAAGUCUCCACGACACAAGCCUGGAAAAUAACGCAGCAUGACAAAUUAGAGCUGCUCUCAGACCCAAGCUUCACACACGGGCCCCGGCGCUGAGAGGCUGGCACAUCGGCCUGACUCGGAAAUUUUAGGGAUCCGCGGCAGUAUGAACCUGGGGCUGGGCUGUGUGUGUCGGCCGGCCUGCUGGCCCCUUGGCAGCGUGCUGGACUCCAGACACUGUGUCUUUGCCCUGACACUCCUCACACUCCUCAUGCAGGUGGUGGUGGAGGCCAACUCGUGGUGGUCUCUGGCCAUGAACCCUCUGCUGAUCCCCGAGGCCUACAUCAUCGGUGCCCAGCCUUUGUGCAGCCAGCUGGUGGGCCUGUCCCAGGGCCAGAAGAAGCUGUGCCAGCUCUACCAGGACCACAUGCAGUACAUCGGCGAGGGCGCCAAGACGGGCAUCAGAGAGUGCCAGUACCAGUUCAGACAUCGGCGCUGGAACUGCAGCACUGUGGACAACUCCUCUGUUUUUGGACGGGUCAUGCAAAUAGGCAGCCGAGAAACGGCGUUCACUUAUGCCAUCAGCGCUGCAGGGGUGGUGAACGCCGUGAGCCGUGCCUGCAGAGAGGGGGAGCUCUCCAGCUGCGGGUGCAGCCGCGCGGCUCGCCCCAAAGACCUGCCCCGAGACUGGCUGUGGGGCGGCUGCGGAGACAACCUCAACUACGGCUACAGGUUCUCCAAGGAGUUUGUGGAUGCACGCGAGAGGGAGAAGAGCUACCCCAAGGGCUCGUAUGAGAGCGCGCGGCUGUUGAUGAAUCUCCACAACAACGAGGCUGGAAGGAGGACGGUGUCGGACCUCGCCCAUGUGUCCUGCAAGUGCCACGGGGUGUCGGGCUCCUGCAGCCUGAAGACCUGCUGGCUGCAGCUGGCUGACUUCCGCAAGGUGGGUGACGCACUGAAGGAGAAGUACGACAGCGGCGCCGCCAUGAAGCUCAACACGCGCGGGAAGCUGGUGCAAAUGCACAGCAAGUUCAACGCCCCCACGAGCCACGACCUGGUGUACAUCGAGUCCAGUCCAGACUACUGCCUGAAGAACCAGAGCACGGGCUCCCUGGGCACAGUGGGGCGCCUUUGCAACAAGACCUCGGAGGGCAUGGAUGGGUGUGAGCUGAUGUGCUGUGGCCGCGGUUACGACCAGUACAAGGCCCAGAUAGUGGAGCGCUGCCACUGCAAGUUCCACUGGUGCUGCUACGUCAAGUGCAAGCGCUGCACCAAAAUCGUAGACCAGUUUGUCUGCAAGUGAGAAGAGGAGCGUUGGCUGCGUGUUGGCCAGCAGACGAUGGGCAUACACAUCUGUGCGUGUGUGUGUAUUCAUGUGCAGAGGAGCGACGGAGUUGCACACAGCGAGAGAAUGGAAGAAAGAAACUAUAUAAAUUAUAUUUAUAGAGUUAAACAAUUAUGCCAUUGCAAAAAGACUGACUCUUUUUUUUUUUUUUCCCCCCAAAAAAAAAAAAAUCGUAUGUCUUCAGAAACUGAGAGUAUCGUGAAAUAUUUAUUUUGAGAUUGUUAUGUUAUAUCUUGGCCCAGUCAUCACCAGCUGAUUUUAAUCCCUUCAAGUGCCUUAAAAUGGCUGGAAGUAUCCCCCCCGACCCCAGCUGCACCAUUUUUAAUUUCAAAAUAACAUCACUGUUCUUGUCAUAUGGCUCACACUUGAUUGCAAAAUUGGACUGUGCUUCCCAUUUCGUAACGAGAGAAGAGUUUAAUAAUUGUGGCAUAUUUGUUUUGAGACUGACGAGUGUUGAGAGGAGAACACUCGGGUGCUCUCGUGUACGGGUGUGUUCACGCGGGCCCAGUCCAAAAACCAGCCUUCACAUCCUGACCGAAGUCUACCCGUCCCCUCUCUCGUCACAUGUAGAGUAAGGAGCAGGUUCGUGUGAGUUCUCGGGAGUACAGUGGCUACAAUAAGAGGGCUUUUAUGGGGGGAUUGGGCCAUUUAUUAAGCUGUCCCAGAAGCCUUAGUGUUCCCCAGGUGCUGCAACAAGCCCUCCAACCAUUAUGCACUUUGAUACAGAGGCUUAAACCUGUCUGUACAUGUCUGUUCAGCUGUUUUUUAGUUGUUGUUUUUUUAACUACAGUGCAUCAGCAAAUAUAUCAAUAUUAUAGCUUUCAUUCUUUUCCAUAUUAAUUCAGAUUAUCCAUUUAACAUUAUUCUACAAUACUAAACAUGGUUUGAAUAUAUAUGGGCAAUGUUGUGGUGACAGUGGUGAAAUAUUCAAUGCUCUGUGUAUAUAGUAUGUCUAUCCAACCAAUCAGUAAACUGUAUUUAUUUUUCUUUAACCAGAUCCUCCUUUAAGCUUAAAACAGAACAGCGUCUCCGUCUUGAAAUCAGUGUUCAGUCGGGCGUCCCCAAGUUUUGGAGUCACUUUUUUAUUUUUAUUUUCCUCACUAUUGCGGCUCUUCACUGUUUAUUUGUAAAGGGAAAAGCACCUUAUUGUUUCGAAAAAACACACUUCUCCUUUUUUUUUUUCUCACUCAUGUUCGGCUUUACUGUUAUACACACGCGUAUAUCACAUAUGAUCAGAUUUUUUAUCAUUGCCACACAUUUCCAAAACCACUCAGUUAACUGCUCACUAUCCCUGUGAUGAUUCUCAAUAGACCAAACUAUUUCUACCAAUCCAACUAUGUAUAUUUAUAAGCUUCUCCAUGAAUUUGAGGUUUGUUAAACUUAAUGUGUUAUAGCUGAUAUUUUGUUACUUUUUUUCAAAUUGGCUCAAUGCUCAAUAAAAUAUCAAAUGUAAAACCA